Messenger RNA from Trichophyton verrucosum HKI 0517, 471 nucleotides. RefSeq lists its product as uncharacterized. Bases 1 to 471 code for a protein of 156 amino acids. NCBI's taxonomy places the organism in Eukaryota, Fungi, Ascomycota, Eurotiomycetes, Onygenales, Arthrodermataceae. The transcript has a single exon. The record is from RefSeq and is a predicted model, not a curated record.
AUGGCUCAACUGGCGGAUCCAAUCGUCUUCCUUCGUCUGGCUGUUUCGCUGGGAUGGCUUCGACUUCGCUUUUGCUUCUUCUUCUUCUCGACGGGAAGAAAGACAGAUGCAAACGGUGCAAACAGCGCAAAGCUGACCACCGAUGCAAACAGGCCAAACUAUGCAAAAAUGACGUCGGAAGCAAACAUGAGGCGAGGAUGGGAUGGACGGAGUAGAAGAGACGAGAGUCGGGCAUGGUUAACAUGGAAAAGAAAUAUAGCCGUAGAUGACUGUAUCCUUGUCCUUGAGGUGCUUGAACAGGCAUAUAAAGAGUCACUGCUCUCCCGCUCGCUCAGCCAACAGUCUACUCUACUCGACACUAACAAGAUACCAGCAGCACACAUCUACUUCUACCCGCAGACCAACCAAGAUGCCUAUGUUCGUACAGCAGCACUCCUGUCAACAAUACAAGGAUACAAAGAUACAUACUAA